Molecule: messenger RNA, 806 nt
Organism: Tauraco erythrolophus (red-crested turaco)
Lineage: Eukaryota; Metazoa; Chordata; Aves; Musophagiformes; Musophagidae
Source: RefSeq, a predicted model, not a curated record
AUGUUUUGCACUUUGAACACUCAUAAAGCUGAUAUGGACAAGCUCUUAGGUGCACAAAUUGGCCUUGAAGAUUUCAUAUUUGCCCAUGUAAAAGGACAACGAAAAGAAGUGGAAAUUCUCAAAACUGAUGAUGUGCUUGGGCUUACCAUUACAGACAAUGGAACUGGCUGUGCAUUUAUAAAGCGAAUCAAAGAAGGUAGCCUUAUGGACCAAAUCAAAACGAUCUGUGCAGGUGAUCACAUAGAGACUAUAAAUGGAAAAAAUGUGUCAGGUUGUCGGCAUUAUGAAGUUGCCAAAAUGCUGAAAGAUCUGGAGAAAGGUCAGAUGUUUAAGCUGGAGUUGAUAGAGCCUAUGAAAGCAUUUGAAAAGCUGGAACCAAGGUCCAAAGGUAGAACUCUGCCAGAGGCUAAAAUUUCCAGAGGGAAAGAAACACUUCGUCUGAGAACCAAAGGCCCAGCUACUGUGGAGGAAAUGCCAACUGAAGUUGAGGAAAAAGCUAUUAAAAAAGUGGAUGAGCUUCUUGAAACAUACAUGGGGAUAAGAGAUAUUGAAUUAGCUGCAACAAUGGUGGAAGCCGGAAGAGACAAGAAAAACCCAGAUGAAUUUGCAGUGGCAUUGGAUGAAACUCUUGGAGACUUUGCAUUUCCAGAUGAAUUUGUCUUUGAUGUAUGGGGAGCAAUAGGUGAUGCUAAGCAAGGACGACUGGAAUAAGAACUGUGCGGUUUAUGAAUCCCUAUUUGAAAAUACAAAAUUAUUUUCAAAUACAUAUAUCAGAAUUUUAAUACUUUUAUUGAUAUGAAUCAGGG